GUGAUAAAACGGAACUUCAAAUCAGACACAAGAUGUGUUUCGUUGCGGUUGUUUUGAAAGUGUAACCAACAUGUUUUACGUAAUAUUAUCAUCUGUCUUUACAGUGACAAGUUUAGCUUGUAUAUCUCCAAGAAAUGUUUUACUGAUAAUAUCUGACGAUUUACGUUUCUUGGAUCAUAAUUCAGUUACACCCAAUAUUGAUGAAUUUGCCAGAAACAGCUUAAAUUUCAAACAUGCAUAUGCACAACAAGCAUUAUGCGCACCGAGCAGAAACUCAUUUCUAACGUCACGUCGACCGGACACACUUCGUCUAUUCGAUUUUAACAAUUAUUGGCGAACAUUCGUUGGGAACUUUACUACCUUACCGCAAUACCUAAAGUCCCAUAACUAUGACACGUAUUCGAUUGGAAAAACUUUUCAUCCUGGCAUUUCUUCCAAUUUCAAUGACGAUUACCCAUUAAGCUGGAGUCGUAAACCGUACCAUCCGCCUUCCGAGGAAUAUAUGAAUAAGCCGACAUGUCCACAAUCCGGUGCAUUGAGAAGAAAUAUUUUUUGUCCGGUUCGUGUGAAGUUUCAACCCAUGAAAACUCUACCGGACAUCCAAUCAAUAAAUGCUGCCAAACGCUAUCUACGUCGUCCUCGUACGCAACCAUUUUUCUUAUCAGUCGGCCUGCACAAACCGCACAUUCCUUUUCGCUUUCCAUUAAAAUUUGUCAAAUUUCAUCCAUUGUCUAAAUUUACGAAACCAGAAUUCAACUAUGUUCCGCAUGAUAUUCCCUCAGUUACGUUCAAUCCUUUCAAUGAUAUUAGAAAACGUGAUGACGCCAAAGCGGCAAAUAUCUCGUUUCCAUUCGGACCCAUACCAAACGAUUUUGGUUUGUCAAUCCGGCAGGGAUAUUAUGCAUCGGUCACUUAUGUGGACUCACUUAUCGGUCGAUUGUUAAAAUAUGUUGAUCCAAACGACACCGUUGUCGCAUUAAUUGGUGAUCACGGUUGGAGUGUUGGUAACCAUGGUGCAUGGGCGAAAUACAGCAACUUCGAUGUAGCUGUUAGGGUUCCCAUGAUUAUCUAUUCUCCUGACUUUCGAGGUCUUGAUCGGAACAUAAAUCAUAAUGUCGAAUUGGUUGAUCUAUUUCCGACAUUAGUCGAUUUGAUUGGACUACCACUAUUGCAGAAAUGCGUCAAUAAAAAUGAGAUUCUCUGCACCGAGGGAAAGAGUCUGAGGAAAUAUUUUAAUAAUCAUUUAUUGGAAGAAGACGAAACACUUGCAUACAGCCAAUAUCCACGUCCUUCCUCGUAUCCUAGCAAAGUUCCCAACAGCGAUGAACCGAAGCUGGAUGAAAUUACAAUUAUGGGAUGUUCAGUGAAAACGGACCGUUUUCGAUACACUUUGUGGGUUGGAUACAAUAGCACAACAUUUACGAAAGAUUUCAACGCGGUGUAUGGUGAAGAGCUGUACGACCAUUCAGUGGAUCCGGAUGAAAAUAUGAACUUGGCGUUGCGGACUCAAUUUAAUGAUUUGAGAAAUCGAUUGUUACAGUUGUUAAGAAUAAAUUUUUGAAAGAUAAUAA
This is a messenger RNA of Bradysia coprophila, 1571 nucleotides long. It is a transcript of the gene Ids, whose product is annotated as iduronate 2-sulfatase. NCBI's taxonomy places the organism in Eukaryota, Metazoa, Arthropoda, Insecta, Diptera, Sciaridae. The record is from RefSeq and is a predicted model, not a curated record. Gene Ontology annotation, cellular component: cytoplasm. Gene Ontology annotation, molecular function: iduronate-2-sulfatase activity.